Messenger RNA from Verruconis gallopava, 474 nucleotides. RefSeq lists its product as uncharacterized. The transcript has a single exon. The record is from RefSeq and is a predicted model, not a curated record. NCBI's taxonomy places the organism in Eukaryota, Fungi, Ascomycota, Dothideomycetes, Venturiales, Sympoventuriaceae. The coding region runs from base 1 to 474 and encodes 157 amino acids.
AUGGAGGAUCCGAUCCUGUCGAAUUCUUCGUGGCAGCAAUCAUGGCUCCGGGGCGCAUGUCACAAGCAGUGCAUCAACCGAGGAGACCACGUUGUGGCGCAAGCCCUCUCUUCCACUUCGCGUCUUGAUAUCACAGCUGCAGCACGCACGCCGACUCAUGGGAAAGGUUCGGUCUCGCCAAAGAGGGCUGCAGCGUUCAUAGUCGACGCGACUUGGCAACAGCUCGAUGUCGGCCACUCUCAACUGCUCAGUCGUGACUCGCAAACGGUCAGGGCUAGGAAGAACGGCUUCCAACAGCAUUUCCCACCCUUGUCCGCAUCGUUUUCGUUUGCGCCUCAAGCCGUGGUGCUUGAUCGUGAAGUGAGGAGAGCGUACGUCAAGAUUUGUUUCGAGUCUUUCUUCCAAUCAGAGGCACAUCUUCUAGAAAUCGCCGAGAAUAACGCACAGGCAGUGUUUGUACCCGGCGGGACUUAG